Molecule: messenger RNA, 1345 nt
Organism: Drosophila eugracilis
Lineage: Eukaryota; Metazoa; Arthropoda; Insecta; Diptera; Drosophilidae
Exons: 3
Coding region: 117-1109 (330 amino acids)
Source: RefSeq, a predicted model, not a curated record
AAUUGUACACACCUGGUAGCUCUUGAUUCGAUAGCUAAGUUUACUGGCGCCCAACUUAUCGGUCUCAGCUGUUAGGCAGCAAAAGCAAAACAAAGAGGAAACGCAAACGUACAUUAAUGUUUUUGUUCAUCAGCCGUCCUACGCGGACGCUGGGCAACCGGAUGCAGGCGGUUCGCGAGCGUCUCGGGGCCGAUUUAGCCGAGCAAUUAGAUGCACUGCACCGGAAUGUAAUGCGAACUGGACUAGUGUCCACGCAAGAGCUGGAGGAGACGUUUCGCAAGACUCGGAACAUGGAUCACAACCCAAACAGGCUGAAUCUUUUCUGGCUGCUGGGUAUCGUCUUCUUUAUCAUGGUGGCCACUCCAGUGUUCUACGAGACCAUAUCGUUCUUGCUCGGAGUGCGUUGCUUUUUGCCAAACAAUUACUUGGUCUGGGAGGCCACACGACCCAUCAGCGACUGUGAAUUCUGCAAAGGCGUGAAAGCUCCGCUAAUUUUGUUUAAUCUUACAAUGGAGGAGUUUGCCCCGCAUGCCUACUCCUCGCUACCAAUAAUUGUGAAGCGGGCGGUGGCCCAUUGGCCAGCUCAAACUCACCUCAACUUCGCCUACAUUAAAGAUUUGUACGAGAGUGUCCCUGGAUCUAUAGAUUCAGACUGUCAAUUUCUACACUUCAACUCAGAUCUCAAGACGUUAAAGGAUGUGUUUGCCAUGUCUGCGGAACGUUCUAAUUUAAGCCAGGGAGCGCCUUGGUUUGUCGGAUGGAGUGUCUGCCAGCCGACUGUCCUGGCCGAACUCAGAAAGAUGUAUCCCCGUCCUCAUUUUUUGCCUGUAGAUGCCGAAAUGCCACACGCAGAUUUCAUCUUAAUGGGCUACGAGCAGGGAGCUGUAAUGCAUCUGGAUUACAUUCCCCGCCUGAUGUGGCAGGCGCAGUUGAAGGGAAAUAAAAGCUGGUUUCUGGCACCUGCCCCCGAGUGUGACCACCAGUGCCAGCCAUUUUCCUUCUACGUGGAACCUGGGGAUGCUGUCCUCGUGGAUACGCGUAUCUGGUACCAUGCUAAUACCAUCCCUAAGGGUCAGUUCUCGCUCACGGUUCAGUCAGAGUAUGGAUGAUGCCCUAGCUCGAAGUAUUAUCUUUAAUUAUUAAUAAUUAAAAAAGAUAACUUCACUAACAAAUGACUUAGCAUGUAAAUGCUACCAAUAGCUAGAAUUGCUCAAAAAUGUCUCAUUAGAACUGGAAUGGAAACAGGAUAUAUUAUAGGUAUAAUUUAUUUAUAGGGUCGAUAAAUCAUUUGUAUUCGAAAUUGAACUAUUUUUUUUUUAAAUUAAAACCGACACUUCUACUGUAA